Molecule: messenger RNA, 9066 nt
Organism: Heterobilharzia americana
Lineage: Eukaryota; Metazoa; Platyhelminthes; Trematoda; Strigeidida; Schistosomatidae
Source: the annotation of a GenBank genome assembly
AUGCAACAAAUGCCUGAAGAGGGUCGUCAGUUUCAAGUUGUUAAUCGUAACUUCAGAGAUAUCAUGAAGAAUACAGUGAAAGAUCCCAAUGUUUUAAAGGCAACUGAUUUCCCAGGGAUUCUGGAAAAAAUCAAAGAUAGCAAUGCGCUACUGGAUAAAAUUAAUAAAGGCUUAAAUGCAUAUUUAGAGAAAAAACGUUUGUACUUCGCAAGAUUUUUCUUCUUAUCCAACGAUGAAAUGUUGGAGAUCUUAUCGGAAACCAAAGAUCCCCUUCGUGUGCAACCUCACCUGAAAAAGUGUUUUGAAGGUAUUGCUAAGUUGGAAUUUGACAGUCGUCUGGAUAUUAAGGCAAUGUUUUCAAGUGAAGGUGAAAAGAUUAAAUUAAGUCAGCCUAUAAGUACAUCGGAAGCACGUGGUUCUGUAGAGAAAUGGUUACUCCAGGUAGAAAAAGUCAUGAUUAUGUCAAUCAGAGAUGUAAUAGCAGCGGCCAGAGAGGCUUAUACAGAUGAAAUUCGUGAAAUGUGGGUUUGUCAGUGGCCUGGGCAAGUUGUACUGUGUGUAUCACAGAUAUACUGGACAAUUGAAGUACAUGAAGCACUUGUAGAUGAAAUAAAAGGCUUAGAAAAUUAUUAUGAAAAAUUAAAUAAACAGAUGACUGAUAUAGUUAGAUUAGUUCGAGGGAAAUUGAAUGCACAACAACGUAUUACACUUGGUGCACUUGUGGUCAUUGAUGUGCAUGCACGUGAUGUUGUACACGAUAUGAUUAAAUUGGGUGUAACCUCGGAGAAUGAUUUCAAUUGGUUAUCACAGCUAAGAUAUUAUUGGGAGAACGAAAAUGUUCAGGUUAAGCUUACAAAUGCCAAAGUGGCGUAUGCAUAUGAAUAUUUGGGUAAUUCUCCUCGUCUCGUUAUUACUCCUCUCACGGAUCGAUGCUAUCGAACACUGAUUGGAGCAUAUCACUUAAAUUUAAAUGGUGCACCAGAAGGACCAGCUGGAACUGGUAAAACGGAGACCACAAAAGAUUUGGCCAAAGCUCUUGCUGUUCAGUGUGUAGUGUUCAACUGUUCAGAUGGUCUGGAUUACAUUGCUAUGGGUAAAUUCUUCAAAGGACUUGCCUCCGCUGGUGCAUGGGCCUGUUUUGACGAGUUCAAUCGCAUUGAACUUGAAGUUUUAUCUGUCGUUGCUCAACAGAUUUUAUGUAUUAUACGCGCUAUUCAAGCACAUUUAGAAGUAUUCGUGUUUGAAGGAACUGAACUCAAUUUAAAUCCCAACUGUUAUGUUUGCAUUACAAUGAAUCCUGGUUAUGCUGGCCGAUCUGAAUUACCUGACAACUUAAAAGUUCUCUUUCGUCCAGUAGCCAUGAUGGUACCAGACUAUGCUAUGAUUGGUGAAAUCUCAUUAUAUUCCUAUGGUUUUAUGGAUGCACGUAGUUUAUCUGUGAAAAUUGUUACUACUUACCGUUUAUGCUCCGAGCAACUUUCAUCUCAAGCUCAUUAUGACUAUGGUAUGCGUGCAGUGAAAGCUGUCCUACAAGCAGCUGGUAAUUUGAAACUAAAAUAUCCAGAUGAAAAUGAAAACAUUAUCCUUCUACGUUCAAUUAUUGAUGUGAAUUUACCAAAGUUUUUAGCUCAUGAUAUUCCAUUGUUUCGUGGUAUCAUCUCAGAUUUAUUUCCUGGUAUUGCAUUGCCUGAAGCAGAUUAUAGUCUCUUCUUAGCUGAAGUGCAUAAAGUAUGUCAAGAAAGAAACAUACAAGCUGUCAACUUUUUCACAGAGAAAAUCAUACAGACCUACGAAAUGAUGAUUGUACGACACGGCUUUAUGCUUGUUGGUGAACCAUUUGGAUCUAAAACUGCUGUCCUGCAUACAUUGGCUACAGUAAUGACACGUUUAAAUGAAAAUGGACAUGAGGAAUAUGAAAAAGUGACUUAUAAGACAAUUAAUCCUAAAGCGAUAACAAUGGGACAGUUGUUUGGCGAAUUUGAUCCUGUUUCACAUGAAUGGACUGAUGGUAUAACAGCGAAUACUUUCCGUGAAUUUGCAUCAGCUGAUACACCAGACAGAAAAUGGGUAAUAUUCGAUGGACCAAUCGAUACUUUAUGGAUUGAAAGUAUGAAUACUGUGCUAGAUGAUAAUAAAAAGUUAUGUUUGAUGUCUGGGGAAAUUAUUCAGAUGUCUCGUGUAAUGAGUCUUAUAUUCGAAACGAUGGAUUUAUCUCAAGCAUCUCCAGCUACGGUAUCACGUUGUGGCAUGAUAUAUAUGGAGCCAGCAUCACUAGGUUGGCGUCCACUUGCACGUUCAUGGAUGAAUUGUUUACCACCCUCUCUAACAGCUGGUGAUGGUAAAGCUAUUAUUAAUGCAAUGCUUGAGUGGGCAAUAGAUCCCUGUUUAGAAUUUAUUCAAACUGAUUGUCGUACAUUGGUGUCUACACGUCAAACGAAUCUAGUAACAUCAUGUUUAGGAUUUAUCAAUAUGCUCAUUGAAGAUGUAGCUAAUCAAGACGAUGCCAGUGAAAAUCGUUAUCUACGUUUAUGGUUACAAACAUCCAUUGUAUUUGGUAUAAUAUGGGGAAUUGGUGGUUGUUUAGACUAUAAUAGUCGGCAGAAAUUUGAUCGUUUCCUAAGAAAUUUAUUGGCUGGUGUAAAUGAAAAUCAUCCUUUACCAAAUGAAUUAGGACAACGAUUAGAGUUUCCAUUUCCAGAAUCUGGACUCGUCUAUGACUUCUAUUACAAGAUGAAAAGUCGUGGCUCAUGGAAGCAUUGGAAUGAAAAGAAUAGAUCAAAUGAUCAAUUUUCUGACAGAAAAAUUCGUGAAAUAAUUGUACCUACAAUGGAUACGGCACGUUAUAAAUUCAUUGUAGAUUUAUGUAUGGAAAAACGUCGGCCACUAUUGUAUGUUGGGCCAACUGGAACUGGAAAAUCAGUUUAUGUUCAAGAAAAGUUAAUGCGAGAAAUUGAUAGAGAUAAAUACGUGGCUUAUUUUGUUAACUUCUCUGCUCAAACAAGCGCAAAUCAAACUCAGUUCAUUAUCAUGUCAAAAACUGAUCGAAGACGAAAAGGUGUCUACGGUCCACCAAUGGGUAAAACAGCUGUCCUGUUUGUGGAUGAUUUGAAUAUGCCAACUAAAGAAAUUUAUGGUGCUCAGCCGCCAAUAGAACUAUUGAGAAUGCUUAUUGAUCAUGGAUAUUGGUAUGAUUUAAAGGAUACUACCAAACUGAUAUUACAAGAUAUUCAUUUAAUUGGUGCUAUGGGACCUCCAGGAGGUGGACGUAAUGAUGUAUCUCAACGAUUUAUGAGACAUUUUCAUGUCAUCAGUAUGACGCCAUUCAAUGAUGAGACAAUGACAAGAAUAUUUUCAACACUGAUGGGUUUUUAUAUGCGGUCACAAGAGUUUAGUUCAGAAUACAUAACAGUUGGUCAGAUAAUAGUAACAUCUACUCUGGAAGUGUACAAAGCUGCAAUUGAAAAUUUGCUGCCUACACCGGCUAAGUCUCACUAUUUAUUUAACUUGAGAGACUUCAGUCGUGUUAUUCUUGGCGUAUGUUUAAUUCAGAAAGAUCGUGUUGAAAGUAAACGAACAUUUUCACGUUUAUGGGCUCAUGAAGUGAUGCGUGUCUUCUACGAUCGUUUAACAGAUGAUGCAGAUAGAACAUGGCUAUACAAAUUUAUACGAGGUUGCUUGGAAAAUAAUUUUAAAGAGAAAUUCAAUCAGUUAUUCGCUCAUUUAGCUGCAUAUGAAGGGGAAGAGAUUGGUGAGACACACUUAAGAAGUUAUGUUAUGUUUGGAGAUUAUAUGGAUCCAGAAUCGUUGCCAGAAGAUAGAGUUUAUGAAGAAAUCAAAGACAUUCAAGCAGUGUAUCCUGUUGUAGAACACUGCUUAGAAGAUUAUAAUAACGCUAAUACGAAGAAGAUGUCAUUAGUCAUAUUUCGAUAUGUGCUGGAACAUUUGUCAAGAAUUUGUCGAAUUCUUCGUGUACCCGGUGGAAAUGCUUUACUUGUUGGUGUUGGUGGUUCUGGUCGUCAAUCACUGACCAGAUUAGCUUCAGCGAUGGCAGGUUAUACUGUAUUUCAACCUGAAAUAUCUAAAAAUUAUGGUAAAAAUGAAUGGCGUGAAGAUUUAAAGUCAUUGUUGCGACACGCUGGAGGAGAGGGUAAAAACAUGGUAUUCCUUAUGACUGAUAGUCAAAUAAAAGAAGAAAAUUUCUUAGAAGAUGUGGAUAGUCUGCUCAACUCUGGAGAAGUUCCUAAUCUGUAUACUUCUGAAGAAAAAGCUGAACUAAUGGAUAUCAUACAAAAUUGUCUUGAGGCAUCAGGUGGAAGUAAAUCAGUUGACUUAUCACCUUUAGCACUGUACGCUUUAUUUGUGGAUAGAUGUCGAGAGAAAUUACAUAUAGUUAUGGCUUUUUCACCUAUUGGAGAAGCCUUUCGAAAUCGUUUAAGACAAUUUCCUGCUCUGAUUAAUUGCUGUACAAUUGACUGGUUCCAGCCAUGGCCUGAGGAUGGUUUAAUUCGAGUUGCCAACAGGGCACUUCAUCAUUUGGAUAUGGAAGAUAAUGUUCGUGAAUCAACUGUUCAUUUGUUCAAGUAUUUUCACACAUCAAUCACACCUUUAUCUGAGAAAUUCUUGACACAUCUAGGUCGAAAAACCUAUGUAACACCUACUUCAUAUUUAGAACUAAUUAACAGCUUUCAGAGGCUUCUAACUCAAAAACAGAAUGAAACUAGUCGAGCUAGAAUGCGUUACAUCAAUGGACUGGAUAAACUGGCAUUUGCUGCGGAACAGGUGGCUGAUAUGCAAAUUAAGCUAGAAGAACUUCAGCCUCAGCUUGUAUUGGCCAGUGGAGAAAAUGAGAAGCUCUUAACUGUCAUAGCUACUGAGUCAGUUGCCGUUGAAGAACAACGUGUCAAAGUCAAAGCUGAAGAGGAAAUCGUCAAUCAGAAAGCUGAUGCAUCGAAGGCAUUAAGCGAGGAAUGUAGAGCUGAUUUAGCUGAAGCUCAGCCAGCAUUAGAAGCUGCCCUCUGCGCUUUAGAUACAUUGAAGCCGGCUGAUAUAACAAUAGUAAAGUCGAUGCAGAAUCCUCCUCCAGGAGUUAAGCUUGUCAUGGAAGCAGUUUGCGUAAUGCGUGAUAUUAAACCGGAUAAAGUAAAUGAUCCUUCAGGAUCAGGUAAAAAAAUUAAUGAUUACUGGGGUCCGUCAAAGAAAUUACUCAGCGAUCUAAACUUCUUGACAGUGUUAAGAGAAUAUGACAAAGAUAACAUCAAUCCUGCGAUAAUGCAACGCAUACGUAAAGAUUUUAUGACAAAUCCUGAAUUCGAUCCAAUCAAAGUAGCUCGUGCAAGUUCAGCAGCUGAAGGAUUAUGUAAGUGGAUAUUAGCCAUGGAACAAUAUGAUCGUGUUGCUAAGAUUGUAGCGCCGAAACGAGCAAAACUAGCUGAAGCGGAAGCUGAACUUGCUGAAAAUAUGGCAUGUUUAAAAAAAACACAAGCUGCAUUGGCUGAAGUUGAAGAGAAAUUAGAAAAUUUACAAAAUCAACUUGAAAAUACACAAAAUGAGAAAAAGCGUUUAGAAGAUGAAGUGUUAAACUGUGCAACUAAAUUGGAGAGAGCAACAAAGUUGAUUGGAGGUUUAGGCGGUGAAAAAGAUCGUUGGGCUCAAGCAGCAGAUUAUCUUGAAAAGUUGUAUCAUAAUCUCACUGGUGAUGUGCUUAUAUCAGCUGGUAUAAUUGCCUAUCUAGGACCAUUUACAUCAGUUUAUAGAGAAGAAUGUGUAUGUGAUUGGAUUGUUCAGUGCAAAGCACAGAAUAUUGCUUGUUCUGAACCGUUUGCACUAACUCAGUGUCUUGGUGACCCUGUGAAGAUUCAACAGUGGAAUAUUAAUGGUUUACCUCGCGAUGCUUUCUCCAUAGACAACAGUGUUAUUGUUGCAAAUGCUAGACGAUGGCCAUUGAUGAUUGAUCCGCAAGGACAGGCAAACAAAUGGAUAAAGAAUAUGGAAAAAGAAGCCGGGAUUAUCGUUGUCAAAUUAACAGACAACGAUUUUAUUCGGAAUCUAGAAAAUAGUAUUCAGUUUGGUACUCCAUUAUUAUUGGAAAAUGUUGGUGAAGAUUUGGACCCAAGUUUGGAACCGUUAUUGCUUAAACAAACAUUUAAACAAGGCGGUGUAGAUAUGAUUCGUUUGGGCGAAAAUGUUAUUGAAUAUUCAAAAGAUUUUCGUUUGUACAUCACAACUAAACUAAGAAACCCCCAUUAUCUACCUGAAAUCGCAGUGAAAGUUUCUUUGCUGAACUUUAUGAUCACAUUGGAGGGUUUAGAAGACCAGUUGUUAGGUAUUGUUGUCGCGAAAGAAAAACCAGAACUGGAGGAAGCUCGUCAAGAACUAAUCAUAACUACAGCCAAUAACAGACGUAUGCUGAAGGAGACAGAAGAUCGAAUAUUGGCCACAUUAUCAGAAUCUGAAGGAAACAUCUUAGAAAAUGAAGCUGCCAUUGAAAUACUUGACUCAUCGAAAGUGAUUUCGGAUGAUAUUUUAAGAAAACAGAAGGUUGCUGAGGAAACACAAAAGAAAAUUGACAGUGCAAGAAUGGAUUAUUCACCGAUAGCUAAACAUUCAGCUGUAUUGUUCUUCUCUUUGACAGAUUUGCCAAAUAUUGAUCCAAUGUAUCAAUACUCUCUGGCAUGGUUUGUAAAUCUCUAUGUAAAUUCUAUUCACGACAGUAAUAAGUCGAAAAUCUUGGAAAGACGUUUACGCUACUUAAAGGAUCAUUUUGAAUAUAACCUCUAUACGAAUGUAUGUCGUUCACUGUUUGAAAAGCAUAAAGUAUUAUUUGCCUUCAGUAUGAGUAUAAACAUUGUGAAAGCACGUGGUGAACUGGAAAUGGAUGAAUUUAUGUUCUUCUUAACUGGUGGAGUUGGAUUGGAAAAUAAAUUAGCUAAUCCAGCUAGUGGUUGGCUUGCAGACAAAUGUUGGGAUGAAAUAUGUCGUAUGUCAUUACUGAAAACAUUUGAAUCAUUUUGUGAACACUUUACAACUCAUUUAUCUGAAUGGAAACAAUAUUAUGACAGUAAAGAACCACAGGAAGCUAAGCUACCCGAACCUUGGGAUAAAUUAGACAUCUUCAAAACUCUGAUUAUUCUGAGGUGUAUACGCCCGGAUAAGGUAGUUCCUGGUGUAAUGAAUUAUGUUAGAGAAAAGUUGGGCCGAAAAUUUGUUGAACCACCUCCGUUUGAUUUAGCUCGAUCAUAUCAAGAUUCAAGUUGUACUACACCACUUAUUUUUAUUCUUUCCCCGGGUGCUGAUCCAACUAUGGCGUUGCUAAAAUUUGCUACGGACAAGGGUUUUGGAGGGGUGCGCUUUCAGUCUAUAAGUUUAGGUCAAGGUCAAGGGCCUAUAGCCGCUAAAAUGAUUUCCCAGGGUAAACAAGAUGGAUCUUGGGUUUUACUUCAAAAUUGUCAUUUAGCUGUGAGUUGGAUGACAGCACUUGAAAAGAUAUGUGAAGAAAUGACUGUAGAAAAUACCAACGCAACAUUCCGUUUAUGGCUUACAAGCUAUCCAUCACCAAAGUUCCCAGUGACUGUCCUACAAAAUGGCAUAAAAAUGACAAAUGAACCACCUACUGGUUUGAGACAAAAUCUUCUCCAGUCUUACUUGAAUGAUCCUAUAUCUGACUCAGAAUUCUUCGAAGGUUGUCCAGGCAAAGAAGCAGUGUUUGAGAAAUUGUUGUUUGGAUUAUGUUUUUUCCAUGCACUUGUACAAGAACGUAUUAAAUUUGGUCCUUUGGGAUGGAAUAUACCUUAUGGAUUUAAUGAAUCAGAUUUACGUAUAUCAGUUAGACAGUUACAAAUGUUUGUAAAUGAAUAUGAGAAAGUCCCUUAUGAUGCCAUCCAGUAUAUGACAGGUGAAUGUAACUAUGGUGGUCGUGUUACAGAUGAACGAGACAGACGUUGUUUAAUGACAAUAUUGAGUGACUUCUUGUGUCAAAACGUUGUCAGUGAUCCACGAUAUAAGUUUUCUCCAAGCGGAUUGUAUUUCGCACCACCUAAGAUGGAAUACAAUGAAUAUUUGGAAUUUAUUAAGAGUUUGCCAGCAACUCAAAAUCCUGAAGUAUUUGGAAUGCAUGAAAAUGUUGACAUCACAAGAGAGUUGAGUGAAACACGUACACUAUGUGAUUCGGUUCUUUUGACUGUUGGUCAGAUAGCUUCUGAAGGUGGUGGAUUUUCCGAUUCACGAAUCGAUGAUAUAGCCUGUGAUAUAUUGGGCAAACUACCAGAAGCCUUUGACAUAACUCAGGCAUAUAAAAAGUAUCCUGUCAAGUAUGAGGAAAGUAUGAAUACUGUACUUGUGCAAGAAAUGGAACGUUUUAACAACUUAACAAAUAUUAUCAAGUCAACAUUGAGUGAUUUACGCAAAGCAAUUAAAGGUCUUGCAAUAAUGUCUGAAAGUUUGGAAUCGUUAACUGCAGCUCUGUCGAUUGGCAAAUUACCCACCUUAUGGGCACGUCGAUCAUAUCCAAGUUUAAAACCUCUGGGUUCUUAUAUCAAUGAUCUUUUAGAAAGAUUGAAAUUCUUUCACAACUGGUUUGUUGAUGAUAAGCCUGCUACUUACUGGGUUUCUGGAUUCUUUUUCACUCAAGCCUUUUUGACAGGAGUUCUGCAGAACUACGCACGUCGUACAAAAAUACCAAUUGAUUUAUUAGUCUUCGAUUUCGAGGUACUUGCUACGCACAAAGAAACCAAACCUCCUUCUGAUGGUGCUUAUAUUCACGGCUUAUUCUUGGAUGGAAGUCGUUGGGACUACGAAAGUAUGGAACUCGGUGAGCAAUAUCCAAAGAUAUUAAAUGAUCCAAUGCCAGUUAUAUGGUUGAAACCUAUUCUUCGCAAGGAACUUGAAGAGUUAUCAACUAAACUGAUUCGAUAUAGUUGUCCAGUAUAUAAGACCAGUGAACGUCGUGGCACGCUUUCAACAACUGGACACUCAACUAAUUUUGUUUUGCCUAUAUUGUUACCAACAAGUGUGAAUCCAAGUCACUGGGUGAAACGUGGAGCUGCUCUUCUAUGUCAGUUAGAUGACUAA